Molecule: messenger RNA, 1371 nt
Organism: Scatophagus argus
Lineage: Eukaryota; Metazoa; Chordata; Actinopteri; Scatophagidae
Product: T-cell immunoglobulin and mucin domain-containing protein 4-like
Exons: 6
Coding region: 152-841 (229 amino acids)
Source: RefSeq, a predicted model, not a curated record
CAUUGUGUAUCAGUAUAAUACAGACAAAUGUAGACAAGUCUAUUGAUUUCCUUCCUGAUUUUCAAAAAGGGAAGUUGAACCUUGGAGUGUGUGGGGGGAGAAACUCAUUUUAUCUUCACUUCAGGACAUUGUUAUACAAUAGCCUACACAUAUGCAUGCUCUUUGUUAUUUUUUCCUCUCAGUCCUGACCCAAGUGUCUUCAAGCACCCUCAAAGUUAUUGGCUUCUUUGGGGACAAUGUAACAUUGCCCUGUUCAUAUGACACCAAAACGUACGGCGCUCUGGGUUUCUGCUGGGGACGAGGGACUCUGCCGAUGUCCAAAUGCUCCAACACCAUCCUCUCCUCCGAUGAUGGGACUGUGUUUUCCAGGCAGUCCCUCAGGUACCAGCUCCUGGGCAGGGUGACAGACGGAGACGUGUCCCUGACCGUCUUGAAUGCUCAGUGGAGUGAUGCUGGGGUGUACGGCUGCCGGGUCAGCAUCCCAGGAUGGUUCAAUGACUACAAGGUCAACACACACCUGGUCAUUGAGGAAGCUCCUACAGAAGAAGCUGUUACAGAGGACUGGACACUUACUACUAGUGGGACACAAGAAAUAUUGACAACAUCUUCACUUCUAAAUGUAGAAGUUGAUGACCUUACAUUUGACUUAAUUGGAACUCCAACAGCUGAGAAAAAAUUUGAAGCCUUCCCAGGAGUGGUAAACAUUGGCAGGACGACAGCUAUUUUCAUCUUCACCAUAGUCAUAAUCCUCGUCUUCGUUUUCUGGAAAGGAUUCCUGCAGAGGAGGACACUUCAACAUCUCAACACCUCAGCUGUUGAAAACAUUUAUGAAAGUGCAUGAGUGAUGGUCAACAGCAGGAGAAAUAAAUUCUGCCGAACAAACUGCUAUCUGAAGGCGUCUGCUUGUCAUGUGCUGACUCUAGCUGCCUUUUGAAGUCUUAUCUAUUAAUCUCUAAGAGGGCGGAAAUACAAUGUAUUUCCCCAGAAAAGCAGCUUACAGUGUCCCUUUGGUCUCAGAUUGCAUUGAAAAAGGAGAGUGUGAGUAGCUGAGAAGAUGCAAAAAAUACCUGUGAUAAUAAGCUUUAUUUUUUUCUGUUUUUCAUCUCAAAAUUGAUCUCACAGUCCUGAAAAGCACAUGGAUACUUGAGGAUAUCUUGCCACCUACUGGACUUAAUGCAUUAUUAUCAACCUUCAUCCUGAAUACGCUUUGCAAACACAGUUUGGGAGGUGAAGGCAGACAGAGAUAAAGGACAGCGUGGGAGAAAUGUCUAUUCCUGCUCUAUUCCUACGUGCUUUGACAAAAGUGAAAUCUGAGUUGUGUAUUGAAAUAUUAUGCCCACUAAAAAGUUCAAUAAAAACACAUUUUGUUGA